ACGGGGACCGAGGGGCCCUGGAGCCCCGAGCUGCCCCGGUUCAUCAUCCGUGCGGACAGGAUGGCGGGGAGCGGACUCAGGGGUCGAGCCUUCCGGCAGCUGAAGCGCCAUCCCGGGCUCAUCCCGCUCAUCGGCUUCAUCGCCCUGGGCAUGGGCAGCGCCGGCCUCUACCUGCUCAGACUGGCCCUGCGCAGCCCCGACGUCAGCUGGGACCGAAAGAACAACCCGGAGCCCUGGAACCGCCUGCGCCCCAACGACCAAUAUAAGUUCCUCGCCGUCUCCACCGACUACAAGAAGUUGAAGAAAGACCGACCGGACUUCUGAGGGCCGCCAGGCGGAGGUCUGGAGUCCGGAAUAAACACGGCACCCGGCCUCGCCGC
Ornithorhynchus anatinus (platypus) is the source of this 380-nucleotide messenger RNA. It is a transcript of the gene COXFA4L2, whose product is annotated as NDUFA4 mitochondrial complex associated like 2. Lineage: Eukaryota; Metazoa; Chordata; Mammalia; Monotremata; Ornithorhynchidae. The coding region runs from base 61 to 324 and encodes 87 amino acids. The transcript is spliced from 4 exons. The record is from RefSeq and is a predicted model, not a curated record.